CUUAUUGAUUUUGAUACUAUUUGUGCAAAAAAAGAAUUUUCCCUCCCUUCGGAAAUUCUGACUCCCGAGGUGAUAGCGGAAAGAUCAAGAUCAAGCACCAGAUUUCCUUCGCGUCAGUCAAGGCCAAAUAGGCCAUAUUCGUUUGACUUUGGUGAGGGUUCUUCAACUUCAACGUUGACACCGCACAAAACGAUUAAGAGAACCUAUGCUAACGGCAAUAAUGAAAACUACUCAACGUCUGCCUGGAGAACGUUUCAAGGUCGACCUUAUACAACUCGAAAGAGAAAAAAUAGUCGUCAGUUAGAUGAAGAAGAAAUCCGAGCACUUCCAG
Molecule: messenger RNA, 331 nt
Organism: Racocetra fulgida
Lineage: Eukaryota; Fungi; Glomeromycota; Glomeromycetes; Diversisporales; Gigasporaceae
Source: the annotation of a GenBank genome assembly